This is a messenger RNA of Dryobates pubescens (Downy woodpecker), 3173 nucleotides long. RefSeq names its product gamma-aminobutyric acid type A receptor subunit pi (gene GABRP). Gene Ontology annotation, cellular component: synapse; GABA-A receptor complex; neuron projection. The record is from RefSeq and is a predicted model, not a curated record. Gene Ontology annotation, molecular function: GABA-A receptor activity; extracellular ligand-gated monoatomic ion channel activity; neurotransmitter receptor activity. Lineage: Eukaryota; Metazoa; Chordata; Aves; Piciformes; Picidae. Bases 95 to 1432 code for a protein of 445 amino acids. The transcript is spliced from 10 exons. Gene Ontology annotation, biological process: chemical synaptic transmission; monoatomic ion transmembrane transport; nervous system process.
CUCUAUGAAUUGACCAAACAGAAGCCCAGGCUGGCAUUUUGGAGGAGGAAUUCACUUCAUGCAGGCAGAGCAAAUACAGAAAUAAUCUUCAGAGAUGUUCUGCAGAUAUUUUUACUACUUCAGUCUGUGUCUUUUCCUUCCAACACAAAGAAGGUACUCCCUGGGUCACGUAUCCAGCUCCCGCAGUGGUGACACAACAUCCCUCCCUGGAUUUCAGAACCUCACCAUGGGAUACAACAAAUACCUCCGGCCCUACUUUGGUGGAGAGCCUGUUCAAAUUGCAAUGAGCCUGGACAUCGCCAGCAUCUCCAGUAUAUCUGAGAGUGACAUGGAUUACACAGCCACAAUAUACUUGCGGCAGCGCUGGACAGACCCCCGGCUGGUCUUUCACGGCAACAAGAGCUUCACACUAGACGCUCGCCUGGUGGAACUGCUCUGGGUACCAGACACAUACAUCGUGGAGUCAAAAAGGUCCUUCCUGCACGAUGUCACUGUGGGCAACCGCCUCAUAAGAUUGUUCUCCAAUGGCACUAUCCUGUAUGCCCUAAGAAUUACUACCACUGUCGCUUGUAACAUGGACCUGUCAAAAUACCCCAUGGACACACAAACAUGCAGGCUGCAGCUUGAGAGUUGGGGGUAUGAUGAAAAUGAUGUCACCUUCACGUGGCUGAGAGGAAACGACUCUGUCCACGGCAUAGAAAAGCUGCGGCUCUCUCAGUACGCGGUGGAGCGUUACUAUACCCUGGUCUCGAAGUCACAGCAAGAAACAGGCAGUUACCCACGACUGAUCCUGCAGUUUGAGCUGAGAAGAAAUGUCCUUUAUUUCAUUUUGGAGACCUAUGUACCCUCCACCCUGCUCGUCAUGUUGUCCUGGGUUUCUUUUUGGAUCACAUUGGAUUCAGUGCCUGCAAGAACCUGCAUUGGAGUAACAACAGUGCUUUCCAUGACAACUCUGAUGAUCGGCUCACGAAGUUCACUUUCAAAAACCAACUGUUUCAUCAAGGCCAUUGAUGUUUACCUUGGCAUCUGCUUCAGCUUCAUCUUUGGUGCCCUUGUGGAAUAUGCAGUGGCUCACUACAGCUCAUCACAAAAUUGUACAGCUAAGACACCUCAGGAGGGGCCUGCAAAUGACCUCACUAAGGAAAUGGAAGAAGUCAGCAUAGCCAACAUCCUCAACAGCUCCCUCUCCAGCUAUAAACGGAAAGUCAGCUUCUCGAGCAUUGAGAUCUCCAGCGAUAACAUUAACUGCAGCGACCUGACCAUGAAAACUCGUGAGAAAAUCAAAUGUGUCUUGAGAAACAAAAUCCACAGGCUGAUUGGUUAUUUCACAAUUCAGAAUCCCAGCAAUGUAGACCACUACUCCAAACUUCUUUUUCCUUUGUUUUUCAUGCUGGUCAAUGUAUUUUAUUGGGCUUAUUAUCUAUAUUUCUAGUAGAAAUUAGUUGCUUCUUUCACCCACGUCAGCAGGAGAGGAAUCUUGCAGUGGGCAUCGGUGUCUAACCUCAGUGAAUCCAAUGUGGGCAAACUGCUCUGUUGUGUGUCCUGAGGCAUGAAGCAGAAGUGUGUGUGAGGAGUGCACGAUGCAAAGCCUUGGUGCCUCAGCGUUAGCAGCAUUGACUCUGGACAACAGCUUGUUCAGCUGAGUGGCUGUGCUGGGCUCUUGUGCUUGUUCCUGCUUUUCAUUCCAGCAUCCACCCUCUUGCCUGGCUGGAGAUGAGUGUGUAGGACUGCAUGUGGCAGGCCACAGAACACUACCGGCAGCAAAAUGAUCUGGGUAGUCUGAAGCAGGUUGGAACCUUCUGGUUUACACCUCCAAGAGGAAGCAGGAUUGUAGCUGUUAUUCUUUGUUUGCCAGAGAUAACAGGAAGAUAGGAAUUGUGAUUGCUGUCUCAAUAGCUCUUUUGAAGCAGGGGAUCCUGAAGGCAGCAGCAUGCCUGCACAAAGGAAUAGCUGCCACAUGCCACCCUGUCCUGGGCCUGAUGUGGGGCCAGACUGGGAAUUGCAGUACUGCUGGCAUUGGUACAUCAGCUGUGGGGUCACUUCUAAUGCCUGUCAGACCCAUGGGAAGAUGGAGGACCCUUUAUUUAUAGAGUUGCAGUUUUUCUGAGAUUUGAGAACAUGAAAAACAGGCAGCAAAACUGUUCUGUGACCCAUCUCUACACUUCCCCUGUCAAAGCCGCAGUUGACUGAUUCUACCACCUUCCAUUACUUCCUCACAAACAGAUUAUUCUGCCCCCUGGAGAGUUUCUCCUUCCGCUUUUACUGCUCUGACUUCUUGCCAGUCAUAUGCAAGAGUGGCAAAUUUGUCAUCCCCUCUUUUGUAUGGCUUUGCAGCUGCAGCCAGUCAGCAGUGCUGCUGGGUGAGAAGCCCGUGCGUGGGCUGAGGUACAAUGAUCCAGAUCAGCCUUCACUCUCUGUUUUAGGCUGAAACACCAUCAGGUUUCUGCAGAAAUUCAGAUUCCAGGUGGGCUCUGGAGACUGCCAGUCAGCUUUGUUUCUCUUGCAAUCAGCAGGAGUGAGAGCUUUGUUUUAAAAAUACAUGAAAUGUGACACGCACAAAUUCAGGUUUGAGAAUAAAAUGCCAUUUAGUACCAUGUACUUAAGGCUACUGGAAGUCUUUAUUUCCUGAUUUUAAAAUCAACAUUUUAUGGCAUGUUGCCCACCUCCCACCCCACUUUUGGUCUUUGCAGCUCUGAGAUUCUGAAGGUGUAAUUUUGCAGUUAUGUAGACAAAACUAAUUGCCCACAGUGGCUGCCGUUCAGCAGGAGCUCUGGCUGAGGGAGGCCUCUCAGCAUCUAGCUUAUAUUACAGCCUCAUGCACACAGUAUCUGCUUGGUGUAAGGCUCUUCCUGGGGACUGCUCUAGAAGGUGGGCAAAGCAUGUGAAGCUAUAGAUUUCUUUGUUUCUACUUUAAUAACUUUUUAUCGAACCACUUCACCAUGCUGUAUUGGGAAGGAUCUAAAGCACAUAUUCAUAAAUCAUAGAUUUUACAAAGAGCAGCACGAGAAGACAAAGGGGAACAGACUGGCAAGGGCAAGUGAAUAGACACCAACUCCAAUAAUGAAAUGUUGCCUUGUAUAUCCUGGCAUUUAAAGUCCACUCCAUAAAAUGUAAUAAAGUGCAUGUUAGUGAUAUGAACACAACCCCCUGGAGAGAUCCUCUAUUAAAAAAAU